This is a messenger RNA of Amblyraja radiata (thorny skate), 852 nucleotides long. It is a transcript of the gene ptrh2, whose product is annotated as peptidyl-tRNA hydrolase 2. Gene Ontology annotation, biological process: positive regulation of anoikis; negative regulation of anoikis. The coding region runs from base 140 to 760 and encodes 206 amino acids. Lineage: Eukaryota; Metazoa; Chordata; Chondrichthyes; Rajiformes; Rajidae. Gene Ontology annotation, cellular component: cytosol. The transcript has 2 exons. Gene Ontology annotation, molecular function: peptidyl-tRNA hydrolase activity. The record is from RefSeq and is a predicted model, not a curated record.
UCUGUCACGUGUCAUCUCCCCCCCCACCCCCAACCAACUCACCGCCCAUCUUUGCCGGUACUGUAAGCGUUUAUUUUUCUCGAAAAAAUAGCCCGUUAACCUAAUCAUCGCCUCUUCGAACUGACCUUUCAUCGCGUCCAUGACCGAGCGGGCCGGCGCUGACGUAAUCGGGUCGCGCCGGCGUGGCCUGGGCCUUAGGCCUCGGCUCUCGGGAGCGGCCGCCUCAGAGGUUUUACUGACGCAAAAUAUGGAGACACUGACCACUCCGUUAGCUUUGGGACUAUUGGCUGGAAUAGGGUCUGGUUUGUGCCUGGGUUGGUUAGUUCGUGGGCGAUUUAAUGGAUCAUUUAAAACCAUGCCGUCGGUGCGAAACACGACGAUGGAAACCAGCGUCAUGGGAGAGAGUGGAGAGCACAAAAUGGUUCUGGUGGUUCGCAACGACCUGAAGAUGGGCAAGGGUAAAGUGGCAGCUCAGUGCUCCCAUGCUGCUGUCUCUGCAUACAGGCAGCUCCAGGCACGGAAUCCAGGUCUGCUCAGGCAGUGGGAGUACUGCGGGCAACCAAAAGUGGUUCUCAAGGCACCCGACGAGGAUAGCAUAGUGGAUUUGUUAACGCAGGCCAGGGAGUUGGGCCUGACCGUCAGUUUGAUCCAGGAUGCUGGCCGCACUCAGAUAGCACCUGGGUCACGUACUGUCCUGGGCAUUGGACCAGGCUCAGCAAAUCUGGUGGACAAAGUUACAGGACAUCUGAAACUUUAUUGAAAUGUAUCUGUGCCUCGACUGUCUGGGCAAUUGGACACACUUGUGGAUCUGGAAUCUAUCACCGGGACGUUUCUCAGCAGAUAGGAUCCAGA